AUGCUGAAGCAUACAUCUCGCGUCUCGGUGGUCUUCACGCAAGCCUUCCCGGGUCUGCAACGCUUCGCUAAAGAGAAGUUUUUGCCGUCGAAUCCGUUGUCGUCCUCCUGCCUGUGGCUGGACGAGGAAGACUUCCGUGCCGUAAAAGCGAGAGCGUCUUUCUACAAUAUGCCGAACCCCCUUCGCAUUGAUCCCUAUGCCCAUCACCCACUCCUGUCCCGCUACGCCCCUGAGCUGGCAAGGGGGACGGCUGCAGGGCAAAGGAAGAACAAGCGGAAGGCCAAGGGCGCUACACAGGAUACGCACAAUGACACGGCCGCGGCAAGGUCGGUGACAACGCACGGCGCAGGCCCGCAGGCGACGAACGCUAUCGACGCCGAGGCUCCUGAUCAUCUGCGCGCUGCAGCGGAGGAUGAGGCGGCGGGACAGGAAGCACCCUCCGGAUCCGUGCUGACGGGCGGCAAUUCCGGUGGCGGCACUCAACACAGUAUGGAGGAGGCGACGCUGCCGUGCUGCCGUCGAGGGAGACUGCGGGGGAGUACAGCCACAGCUGCGAAGCAGGCAAUGCAGGCGCCGGUAUUAGCGGAAGAUGUACAGCGCUACCAGGUCCCCAUCUGCACCCUUAAGUUGACAAAGCCGCUUUAUCUCUUCAACAUGGAUCAGAUGUUCUUGGCGGAAGAAGGCGCCGCCAUGUCUUCACUGGCUGCUCGUUCUCUCGGUAGGGAUAGGAUGGACGAGUACGAUUGCCAGCACAAGACUCUUACUACGUGGCCGCCGCGGAACUGGAGCUUUGCUGGCGAUGACGAGCAGCUUGCAUGUGCAGUGAACCCACAGGGACCUGAGGAUGGGCCGACUCCCAUGUCUGGUGAGGCGACUUCGCUCAUGUGGUCUCGGGGGCAUCGCGUCGCAGAGGGUGUCCGGGCGCUGCGGGAGCGUNUUCCAAACUCUCCCAGCGAUCAUCGCUUCCCUCAAGGGCUCCAGCAUAUGUACUCGAUCAACACGCUCCGUCCGUACUCUUUACCGCGCCAGCACGCUCUCAACAUUCUUGCCCAUCGACAUGGGUAUCGCUCGCAGUGGUGGGGCACCCCAAAACAGUGGUUGAGCAUCGGCGUCCUACCGCAACCUGGCCAGGUCGAACACAUUGUGCCGAUUUCAGUUCCGUCCAAAAUUGUGCACAUAUCCCUCAUUGAGGAUGCCGAGACAGUGAUGCAGCGGUGCAUUAUUCUCGCGAAGCGUUGCAAGCUCAUAUAUGUGUUCGAUUCGGCGGCCCCAGGCGACUUCUCGGAGAGCGUUGGCGACGCUAUGGGAGUGCGUGCGCGGACCCAUGCGCAGCAGCCGACGAGCUUUCUAUCCGACCUGGGCGAUGCGAUGCACCACGACAGUGAACCAGAUCGGUUUUCGAAGAUUCUCAUCAGCGCGCUGGAAGACAUGCGAGUCAACAAGUGGUUGCUGCCUGUGUACUUCACAUUGCGGCAGCUCCGAACGUUGAAACUGAAGCUCCGCCCCGAUGCCGUAGGGCUUCUCCCAACGGCGGCUGGGACGACCGGGGUGCUCCACAUUCGUGACGGUGCUGAGGGUGUCGGGGCCUGGGAUGGGGAGGGGAGCGUGGCUAGCGGAGAAGCGGCAACAGCCGCGACUGCACCGACGGUUACUGUGGGUGGUGACGCAGCAUCGACCGAACCUCGAGGUGGGAUGACUCUGUCGUGUCGUGACCCGGCAAUCCCCACCAUACAGAGCACGACGACGCCUGCGCGGGGCUCUGCUGGGAUGCUUGAGUACUGGUACCACGUAUCGCAGGUGUACUUCCCCGAUUCGUAUCUCGUGCCAUCCGUCGUGUUGACGGCGGAGUUUGAAAGCCCUGGUGUGCCGUUGAAUGGGGUGAACGGCCAACGCCUACCGUACACGGCCCUGCUCUACGAGUCUUUGGUCAAUCAGCACCCCGAAGUUGCCGCGGUCGUGAGGCGCGCUUCCGCUGCGGACGUGGAACGUGGCACUGACGACGCGGGUUUGAAGGUGUCCCGGAAGUCGGCGGAGCGCCGAAGUUGUGUAGGUGCUCAGGAAGCGGCGCCAGUGCAGCAGGGCCUGGGUAGGAACCAGGAUAUAGCGCCGCCUCGUGCUUCCGCCGCCGCACACACUUUUGGCUCCUCAGAGAUGGAGGUGGACGAGGAGGACCUUGUGAUCGCGCGCUUCGUCGCAACUCACUCCUCGCCGAAGCACACACAGGGGCGGUCCUUGUGGUACCAGGCUCAGGACGUGCUCGCCGCGGGUGGGGUGGUGGACGUGAACUCCGCUCCCGUCGAGGUGAUGAAGAAGCCGGCUGUACUCUGGAUGGGAUCGACGGAAGCCAGCGGCUCCGGGGCCCUCGGGGGCAGCAGUAUCGACAGCUUACCGGGCAAUGUGUUGUGUAACGUGGAGUGCUUGAUGAACCCGGAUGAGGCUCUUUGCCUGAUCUCCGCGCCCUUUGACCCCAAGUGA
Molecule: messenger RNA, 2475 nt
Organism: Leishmania mexicana MHOM/GT/2001/U1103
Lineage: Eukaryota; Euglenozoa; Kinetoplastea; Trypanosomatida; Trypanosomatidae
Exons: 1
Coding region: 1-2475 (824 amino acids)
Source: RefSeq, a predicted model, not a curated record